Salvelinus sp. IW2-2015 is the source of this 7808-nucleotide messenger RNA. Lineage: Eukaryota; Metazoa; Chordata; Actinopteri; Salmoniformes; Salmonidae. The record is from RefSeq and is a predicted model, not a curated record.
UGCCUCUGCUCCAAUCACGGGCAGCCUCGCGCUCCCCUGGUAGGCCUACUCACCAACCUACUGUCUCACAUUUUGAUAGAUCACUCCGGAGCUAUAAACGCGCAUCAACACAACUCGAUUUUUCCUUGCUAUCCGAAGAUGAGAGUGUCCAUCGCGGUGCCCUCUGCAUGCUUUACCUCCUAACUCGGGCUCUAGACCCGCAGCUGGGACGGGAGAGAGAUUAACCUCUCUUUUCUCUCAUCAUCACUCGCUUGGUGUUCCAAGGACAAGGGGAGCGAGCCGACAGUCGACGACAAUAAUUGUACAGUAUUUGUGUAUCCUUUCUCAUUUAAACAAACUUCCUCAUCCUGUCUUUCACGCUGGGCACAUAUAGGGAAGGAGAGAAGAACAAGSCUCCGCAUCGCUAUUUCUACCGUGGAAAUACAUUUGGACGGGUUUUGUGCCCUGUCCGUAUUUGGUGAACCCUGGAUUUAGUGAACAUGGAGACGGUGGAGAAGGAGUGCGGGGCGUUAGGUGGACUAUUCCAGGCGAUUGUCAAUGAUAUGAAGUGUUCAUACCCCGUGUGGGAGGACUUCAGUGCCAAGGCCACCAAACUGCACUCCCAGCUCCGGACCACAGUGCUGGCGGCAGUGGCCUUCCUGGAUGCCUUUCAGAAGGUGGCGGACAUGGCCACCAACACCAGAGGCGCCACCAGAGACAUUGGAUCAGCUCUUACCAGGAUGUGCAUGCGGCAUCGCAGCAUCGAGGCCAAACUGCGCCAUUUCACCAAUGCCCUGAUGGAGAGCUUGAUCACUCCUCUCCAGGACAGGAUUGAGGAUUGGAAGAAGACAGCCAACCAGCUGGACAAGGACCAUGCCAAAGAGUACAAGAGAUCUCGUCAUGAGAUCAAGAAGAAGUCCUCAGACACCAUGAAACUGCAGAAGAAGGCCCGGAAAGGCCGAGGGGACCUGCAGCCCCAGCUGGAUAGUGCCAUGCAUGAUGUGAAUGACAUGUACCUGCUGAUGGAGGAGACAGAGAAGCAGGCGGUGCGCMGAGCUCUGGUGGAGGAGAGGGGACGCUUCUGCACCUUCAUCGGCUUCCUGCAGCCUGUWGUGAAUGGAGAGAUUGCCAUGCUGGGAGAGAUCACUCACCUCCAGGCCAUUAUUGAUGACCUCACUGUGCUGACCACGGAUCCUCACAAACUGCCCGCCAGCGAGCAGGUGAUUAAAGACCUGAAGGGUUCAGACUACAGCUGGUCCUAACAGACCCCCUCCCUCCUCCCCCAGCAGUUCUGGCUCCAGGAAGAGCAGAUGUGCAGCCUGGCCCAGCCGCCACCAGGGAACGCUCACCGCCUCAGCAGCGUCUCCUCCCACGACUCAGGCUUCAUAUCACAGGACGCCAACGUCUACUCCAAGCCUCCCUCGCCCAUGCCCUCUGACAUCACCAGCCAGAAGUCAUCAAGCUCUGCAUCCUCAGAGGCAUCCGAGACUUGCCAGUCAGUCAGUGAGUGCAGCUCUCCCACAACGGAUUGGUCCAAGGCAGGUUCUUAUGAGCAGCCAUUGGCUGCCACGCUUCAGCGGAGGAAGGAGCCCCUGGAUAGGCUGAAGGAGAGCGAGGCAUCCCCGGGCUCCCAGGGAUAUGCUGGUGCUCACCCAGACGAUGUCCAGAGGUCCCGAAUGACCCCCGCCACCAUCGCUGCCAAGGUAAMAGAGAAUAUGCAGAUUUACCUCRCAAUGGUGGUGAAUAYAAGACACAUGCUGCURUAACACAACUGUUGGAUUUUAACCCCGGAUUGGAGUUUGGUGCAGCAGAAGAGCAACAGGGACUCCCUGCAGUACUCUAGUGGCUACAGCACCCAGACCACCACGCCCUCCUGCUCCGAGGACACUAUCCCCUCUCAGGGGUCGGAUUAUGACUGCUACUCUGUGAAUGGAGAUGCCGAAGGUGAGGCGUCAACUGACUUUGACAAGUCCUCCACCAUCCCCCGCCACAGCAACAUCGCCCAGAACUACCGCCGAAUGAUCCAGACCAAGAGGCCGGCCAGCACCGCUGGUCUGCCCAGUGGAGCCCAGGGCGGAGUGCUUGGAGGGGGAGGGGGCAUUGGGACCCCUGGGACUGCCACCAUCCGCCGAACCCCAUCCACCAAGCCGGGUGUGAGGCGCACCCUGUCCAACGCGGGCCCCAUCCCCAUCCGCCCCCCCAUAGUGCCAGUGAAGACACCCACGGUGCCUGAUGCUCCUGGGGGGUACCCCGGGCCUCCGGUACGUGUGGGCAGUGAGGAGUGCGUGUUCUACGUGGCGGAUGACUCCUCCCCCAACACGUUGGAGUAUGUGAAGGCCUCUCCCAAACGUCUGAGCCUGCCCAACACAGCGUGGGGGUCUGGGGGAGCGAUGGAGAUGAGUGUGUAUGUCCAGCAGGCUGCCCAGCACGGCUCUGAGGAGGACCAGAUGAUAGCCGCUAACCGCCACAGCCUGGUGGAGAAGAUAGGAGAGCUGGUGGCCAGUGCCCAUGCCCUUGGGGAGGGACAGUUCCCCUUCCCCAACCUCCCUGAUGACCCCCCGCCUGGCCCGGCCCCCCAGCACGACCCACAGGCCCCCGGGUCAGGCACCGACGUGCUGGUGUCCAUCCGCAGGGGYGUGCGGCUCCGCAAGACCGUCUCCAACGACAGGUCAGCGCCCAGGAUUUUGUGAUGGCGCACAACGGAGCGGAGGGAGCGCAGCCUGCACCCACCGAGAUGCCUCAACCACUACAUACAGUACUGACUCUGUAGUAAAGAAGUAAAUAUGACAACAGAAGAUUACAACAACAAAAAAGUUGAAUUAGAAGUAAAUGAUAAAUAACAAUAAAAAUGCUGAUAAUGAAAAAGUAAAUCAUGAAUAAUAAUGACAGGCUCUGGCCACUAUAACUCUAUCGUGUCUGGGCGCAUGUUUGUUUAAUUAGCACCACCAUCACCACAGGAUCCUCAGACUGUAUAUAGAGACUCUGUCUGGACUGGACUGACUGCUGAGAGAGAGAGGGACUGUUUAUAGGAACCUGGACUUCCAGCCACCCUCUCCACCUCCUCCCACAACCCCCCACUCCUCACCCAACCUCUUACCCCCCCAUUCUAGAGUAAAACAGAGGGAAGCAGGUGGCAGAGAGACAGAUGAAAAGUGGGGUCAGUAGGGGGCUCCAUCUCUCCCUUUAGCUCAGGCCACAAGGCUCUGACAAUGCACUGUUAGCUUWAAACCAUGGCUAACCGCGUAGGUGUGUGUGCGUGUAAGAGGUGGGCAGAGUUCUGCUGUAGGUCAGCUGGUUGUAUUUGAGGGUGAGGCUUGUCUCCUCUGUGUCGUUUGUUGUUACCCUCACACUGGGCACACACCGGCUAAAUCAACGUUGUUUCCACAUCAUUUGAAUGAAAUGACGUUGGACUGACGUGGAAUUGACGUCUGUGCCCAGUGGACUGUUUUUAUUGUGACAUUUCAUUUCCUGUUACCACUGUAUGAGAAACUACAAAAUGAAGCCAGGCGUAUAUAUUUUCUAAAUCCAGAGAGAACAUGUUAAUAAGAAAUGGAGCAAUAAAUGUGUUUUAUUUUCUGCUUGCGGAGUGGAGGAGAAACAGAAGCUGUUAUCUUAGGUUUAGGUUCUCUUUUUUUUUUWACUUGCAGGCAAUCAUCAAGCAUGCUCAAGUACAUAUGACAGUGGCUGUCUAACUUUGGCCAUUGGCUUUUCUCAAGUCCUUGCCUGAUGUGUUAAAAAAAAACAGAAAAAUCAUUGAAAACUGAAGCACUUUGAAGGUUAAUUUCUAGUGUGACCACUAGGAGUCAGUGUGGUCAUGCUAUGUGAUGAGACGAGGGUGCUGGGGGACUGAGACAGUUGGUUGUCAUGCGGUGUGCUGAGUGAGUGACACAGACCAGUGAGUGAAGCAGUUCAAUUGGUGAGAGAAUAGGAAGAUCGAAAAAGGAAGUGAUAAAGAAAGGUGGGAAAUGGGAACGGAAGGAUACGCCAUUUGCGGCAUGGUUAUGUACAAUGGGUCCGUGCUGAAAAGGUUGAAUUCCAAAAAACGGAUUUAUAAUUUAGAUCAUAACAUUUAUGUAAAGAGGGGGAUGGUAAGCUGCUGUACUUGUCAUCACCUGUUGUGAGUCUCAAACAUGAGAUCCAUAGCUCAUGUGAACCAUGUGCAGCCUUACUCGGGAGCUGGCUUUGCUAAAGACAUUAGAAUGAAAGUGACUAUAGCCAGGGAGAAACAGUGAGGAUAAUGUAAGGGGUUGCCAGAAGAAGAAGGGGGGAAUUUAUGUUUACAGAGUUAGCUGGAAGAGAGUUGCUGCAGCGGAGAGAGAUGGAAUGAGCAUUUCACUGCCUGUUCAUACUGUAAGCCCGAGUCGAGAGUCAGACGCACAGGAGGAAGUCAAGACUAGAAACUGUAUGAAUAUAUAUAUAGUAACCUUUCAUAAAAUUAUGUUGCUAUAUUUUUGCAAUAAUGUUAUGCUGUAGUCUUACUUUUGUCAAUGAAAAAAAAAAAGAACAAUUUCCAGAGAACAAUGAAUCACAGUGAUAUAGGAUCUGAGCAGGCAGAGAGCAUUAUUCUGACCGCUGUGCUGUAGGGUAGUGAUGAACUUCAUGGAUGUCUGCCCAAUGCUCCCUAGCAGUGACUGUUGAUGUCCUCAUCUUGACUACAAUGACCAUUACAAAAUGUAUCUCAAUGCUUAUUUUGUUUAAAAAAAUGUUUUUAAAAUUUAUUUAGCCUAAAUAAGAGCACUGUUUUAGAAAUGCCUGUGGCUGUUUUAAAGCGAGGAUCUGCUUUGAGAAGAUGAAACACCUGGUAUUGUAGAAUAUUGCUCAUCUGCUGGAGUGCCUGUAGUACUUCCGCAAGGGGCUCUGUAAGAGGGUGUGUGGGUGUGACGCGGCAGGGUGGUGCGGGGCGGCGGAGGAAGGGGAGAGACCAGCAGUCUGGAGGGAGUGGCCCAGGGUGGAUGUGACCUCCCCUGGCACAGUGCAUUCUCGACCAGAGGAUGCUCAUCCAGAGAAUGUCUGCAAAGCACAGGUCAGAACGAUGUAUAUUUAUAUAUACAUAUAUACAUACAUAUACUGUUUAAGAAGUUGAACACUAAUUGUACAGGUCAAAUUGCUAGAAUCUAAAAAAACGUUUUACUCACAUUACUUCACAUUACUGAAGAAAAAAAAGGCAAAUGUCAACUGUGUGACAGCAAUAUGGGAGUGUGUUUAUUAGCCAAUUUAACAAUACAACUUCUUGUCUAACAAAAAGGUAAACAUGUUUACUGUCUUUUUAACUGUGUAGACUUAACUCUGGCAAUUAUUCUGUUCCAAUUUCUUGUCAUGCUUGAAUUACUCUGCUUCAUUCUGAUUGUGUGUGAUGCUCCUUACCGUUCCCGAGACCCCAACUCUGUAAGCGUCACUUCUGUCAGAGCAUUAGAGAAAGACAGGAUGUGGCACAGAGACAGACAGAGCCAGUGAGACUGGGCUGUUUGCUAGUGUGUGUUAGACUGAGAGGACCCCUACAGGGGAACUACAGGGAUGUCAGUCUUGGUUGUCUCUCUGCCUGGGAUGAGGUGACACUCUCCAAGACCCCAUGGUGGAUGACUAGCAGUCACCUCACUCCCUCACACCCCCACAGCUGGGCUGUCUCUGGGUCUAGACUCUCUUUCCUCACUAUCACUCGCUUCUCGCCAUCCUCCCCCUGGGCAUAGAUGUCAGUUUAACGUCUAGUUUCGAUUUACAUUUGGUUGAGUUGUCAUCCAACAAUAAUUCAACAUUAAAUCAACAACAAAAAAUGUAUGUUAAAAGUUGGGUGCGAAAAAGACGGAAUGCCCUUGCGUUGAUUACUUUUUGCACAUCCAAUUAGUUUUCCAAGUUGAUUCAACGUCAUCGCAUAGUUUUUUGGGGGUUGGAAUGACGUGGAAACAACGUUGAUUUAACCAGAUUUUGCCCAGUGGGCUACCUCCACUUAUACUCUCAAUAAAUGAACUUGUUUCUUUUCAACCUCUUAUCCACCCAUCCACCACAACCCCAACUCAUACUAGCAGCUCACUCCAUAGCUUGCCUCAGCCUCAGCAUCAGCUCUUAAGCCAGAGCCAAGCCCAAACUCCCAACAGGACUUUGAGUGAAACACUUUCCCGCUGGGGCUAAUGCAAGGACAGGGAAUAACUGUGUCAUCACAAUAAAAUGCUGGUUUCACAUGAGAAGAACAACACUUCCAUGAGAACGUGAUAUGAUGUCUCAUGCUGGCUGGAUUAUAGCUAAUGAAAUCAUUUAAGUUAAACCUUAACUUCCCUCUAAGUGAGUGUUAAUUUGCGAUAAGUGCCCAUGUGACUUCUCUCUCUCAAAUGGGGUGAGUUGUUUGUCUGUGUAUCCUGCUGCGCUUGCCAUGGGUGGUGUGUCCAUAGUGUUAGCGCUGUCACGAGGGGAAUGGAGCAAAUGGAUUGAUGGGAGUGUUUUAGCAGAAUACACGUUUCUCUCCAUGUUGAGGUUUGCACAGUGCUGUGUAGAGACGUAUUUUUCACUUCCGUGUCUCUGCAAUGCAGCCACGGUCGCAAGUUACACUUAUUUAAAUAGCUUUUUGAAUACUUAUGCAGAUCACUUUCACAAUUUCAAUAAUAGAGAAAAUGUGCUUUCAUUGCCUUGUGAGUUUCACUGUGUGUGAUUUAAUACUCCCCCCGCUAAGCUAUAUAGAAAUAACAAUGGAACUCAUUCAUAAUGUGGGAUACUGGAUAUGUAACAGGAGUCUAUAGGUCUCAUUGGGUCUCCAUGAUGCAUUGCCUAACACAGAUCAACCUGUCCUCCCCCUCUUAAUCCUGGAUAAGAGCUUGGUUAAUCAGCCUUAUUACUGUAAGAACAUUAGAAAGUGGAUGACUGUCAGGAAAUCCUCUGGACUAUAGUCAUUCUGGCCAACAUAGACCAUAACACUGUAUGCCUUUAUAGUCUCGGCUGGUGUUAGUGUCCGACCAGUACACACAGCCGUACUGUGACCUUGCAAAUCACUUUAUGCCGUUGUAAGGUAGCCAGACAGCCCAAGCCCAUCUUCCUUUAACUAGCUUAUGAUUCAUAUGUUCAAGCAUAUGUCAGGGCAAAGAUUGAAUCAAGCUGGGUAGCUGUGGGGUGUAGGUCAUGUAUGGAGGUUAUACUGUACGUGGUCUAGGAGUAGUUUGUUUACAUUGUCUACAGGUGUUGCGUUGGUGUGUCUUCGUGCUCAUGAAGUCUACCCUGACGUAUGUUGAGGAUCUCUGACACUGAUGGAGAAACAUAGACUCUGCCUCGACACAAGGUGGCUACACGCCCACUCGCCCACCCACACACAGCCUGUCCCCGUCUAUUUAAAAAGACCAACAAAGUCACCCCACAACGAUGUCACCAUCCGUUAACUCAAUGCUGUCAGCUCCUGAGAUGUAGUCAGGCAGGGAGGAGGUGACUCGCGUUUCCAGGUGCCAUGGUAACAGAACUGAAUGUCUUAUCACUUGUGGAUUCUCACUCUCUCUUCCUCUUCCCAAAGCCCAAUCCAAUAUUAAAGCUAAACCAAUGCAUCUAUGAACUUGACCCUUGCCACAGUUUUUAUGAAGUCAUUAUUUUCAUUACGGUAUUGUGAAGAGAUAUGUGUGCAUAUGUACAAAACCCCCUCCAAUGGAGUCACGUAACGCUACAUGCUUUCUGUCUUCUAAUUUCUCUCUUUAAUUUAUUGUGCCCUUUUCUCCAAGGCUGUUUUGCCUCUGUUGCUGAUGACAAGUUUUUCUUUUUGUAAUAUUAAUCCUUUUAAUUUUGUUAACUUUAGUCACUGCUAAUGUAACAAAACGCACUGUGAUGAUUCCAGUAUUAAUAAAAUAUGUACUUAAACUGUG